GGCAGCGUGGCAUUGUUUACCUCGGAUUUGAAUGAAGGAGAAACGCGAUUUUCAACAUGGCUGAAAGUGAGACUCGCCCCUUUUUCUUGAGGCUGGGUACCCUCUGCCGUUAUGUGGACUCACAAGUGAUGGACCUGAAGGAGGAACUUGUCACACAUGACCUAAAGCCCCACAAUUACGACAGAGGACUUAAGUGCCUGAAGAAUGAUGUUAAAGAUCUCAAGAAAUUGACGAAAGAUCUCCAACCUAAGCUGGCUUCUAUUGAGAACUUUUCCAGCUACCUUCAGUCCAUGCAAGAACUUGUCACUCAGCAAGCUACUGACAUCGAGAAGAUUGAGAAAUAUCUCUUGACCUUUGGAUACACUCCCCUGCCAAAACAGGAAAAGAAUGCCAAGAAUUGUGAAGUGACAGUGGAGGUAGCUGGACCUCCCUCCGAGCAAAAGGAAUGUGGAUCGCCAGACAGUAUUGAGGGCCCCCCAGGAGAGGACAACGCCAAGCCCAAGGGAACCCCAGUCCUGAGUAACGUCGGCCUCAUGGUGGUUCAAGGGAAGGCGAUUCCGACAGUCCGCUCCCAAGCCUGUGAGCAACAUCAUUUUCUUUCUCUGUCAUUAGACUUUGGAUGCUUGUGGCUUGUUGGAGGUCUUGCUGUUUCAUUUGAUGCAGACUGCAGUUUGGGAAAUGAAACUGAAGUUCAGUAUUAUAGAGCAUGUGAUAACCAGUCCAGGAUCUACUGCGUUGACUUGCUUCAGCAGUCGGAAAGACCAUUUUACCGCAGUGACUCUACGCUCAAAAUCCAGAAUUAA
Molecule: messenger RNA, 803 nt
Organism: Penaeus vannamei (Pacific white shrimp)
Lineage: Eukaryota; Metazoa; Arthropoda; Malacostraca; Decapoda; Penaeidae
Source: RefSeq, a predicted model, not a curated record